Messenger RNA from Penicillium lagena, 1083 nucleotides. RefSeq names its product O-sialoglycoprotein endopeptidase (gene kae1). The record is from RefSeq and is a predicted model, not a curated record. Bases 1 to 1083 code for a protein of 360 amino acids. Gene Ontology annotation, cellular component: EKC/KEOPS complex; cytoplasm. Gene Ontology annotation, biological process: tRNA threonylcarbamoyladenosine modification. The transcript has 2 exons. NCBI's taxonomy places the organism in Eukaryota, Fungi, Ascomycota, Eurotiomycetes, Eurotiales, Aspergillaceae.
AUGAUAGCCAUCGGAAUGGAAGGCUCCGCCAACAAGGUCGGGAUAGGCAUCAUGCUACACCCGACCGACGGCAGCGAGCCCCGAGUCCUCGCCAACGUGCGUCACACCUACAACUCCCCACCAGGCGAGGGCUUCCUGCCCAAAGACACAGCGCGGCACCACCGAGCAUGGGUCGUCAAGCUAGUGAAGCAGGCACUGAAGGAGGCGCGGGUAACCGUGGACGAGGUGGACUGCAUCUGCUACACAAAGGGCCCGGGGAUGGGCGCCCCGCUGCAGAGUAUUGCCGUCGCGGCGCGGAUGCUCAGUCUGCUUUGGGAAAAGGAAUUGGUUGGCGUGAACCACUGCGUUGGACACAUCGAAAUGGGCCGGCUUAUCACCGGCGCAACGAACCCCGUUGUCCUGUACGUCUCCGGCGGCAACACACAGGUGAUUGCGUACAGCUCACAGCGGUACCGAAUCUUCGGCGAGACGCUCGAUAUCGCAGUGGGGAAUUGCCUGGACCGCUUUGCGCGCACGCUACAUAUCCCCAAUGACCCGGCACCGGGGUAUAACAUCGAGCAACUGGCCAAAAGGGGGAAGCGGCUGGUGGACCUGCCGUAUGUGGUGAAGGGGAUGGACUGUUCGUUCUCGGGAAUUCUGGCUGCGGUGGAUGCGCUGGCCGCCUCCUUGGGUCUCGCGGGGGCCGAGCAGGCGCAGAAAGAUGACGGUGAUGCCGAUACCAAGAAUGAAGAUGGGGACAAGCCCACCCGCGCCGAUCUGUGCUUCUCGCUCCAGGAAACCAUCUAUUCCAUGCUGGUGGAAAUCACCGAGCGCGCCAUGGCGCACGUCGGCUCGAAACAGGUCCUGGUUGUCGGCGGCGUCGGCUCGAAUCUGCGUUUACAGGAGAUGAUGGGGGUGAUGGCGCGGGACCGUGGGGGCAGUGUCUUUGCGACGGAUGAGCGGUUCUGCAUCGAUAAUGGGAUCAUGAUUGCGCAGGCGGGCAUGCUUGCGUUCCGUGAAGGCUUGACGACCCCGUUGAAGGAAUCCACCUGUACGCAGCGGUUCCGGACGGAUGAAGUAUUUGUGAAAUGGCGGCAGGAUUGA